UAUCCAGUCUACUAUUGCGAAACUAAACACUGUCAGCACCUGCGAAAUAGUAUGAUAUUAAAAAGGAUAAACUAGACAAGGCAUUAAAAGAACUCGUUGUAAUAUUGACUUCUUUUUAGUUUAACAAAUGAUGGGAAUAUAUCUAACUGUUACCUGGGCGUAAGACUUGUCGUUACAUACAGAUGAUGUCAGCUGUAUUUUAUGUUUUGUUGAUAUUCAUCAGUAUAAAUCUAGUCUAUGGAUAUGAUAACUUGUAUCCGACUUGUGUAGAUACGGAAGAAGAAGCGAAACGUUUCAGAACAAGACAAAAUUUUGUUUUUGCUGAUAACAAACCUCGCUUCAUAUCAUCUGAUGCUCUCAAUAUAACCAGUGCUAGAAGAAAUCAAUAUUGCAUUUGGUAUUUUCGUUAUUUAAUAUAUAGUUUAAAAAUCAGUUUUGAGGAGUUUAACCUUACUGAUGGCAUUGGAUGUCCAACGGAAUAUCUGGCUUUUAAGUUCAACGGUGAUAUUCGGAAAGAUUUGAAAUUUUGUGGAACAUCCUAUCCGAAGGUGCUUUAUCUCGAUCAAUACUAUAUUAAAAUAAUUUACAAAUUUAAUCCGGAUAUUUUUUUGCCUGGAAAAGGAUUUAGAUUACGGAUUGAAGAGAGCUCGGCACUAUGUGAAACCAAUCAACAAUUAAAUGUUGGAAACACUCCAUUAUACAUUACUUCACCUGCAUAUCCAGCUUCUGAAGGUAACUACGGAAGAGAGAUCGAUUGUAGCUGGGAAUUUAACGCCACUGACGAGAAAGAAGUAAUUCUUCUCGAAUUCUUGCUUUUCGACCCAAAGAUUUUGAAAUAUUCCGAAACGGCUUAUGACAAAUCCAUAUGUUAUAUCAAUGGCUUGGAGGUUCAAGGAAAUAAAAAAUAUAUUAACUUGUGUGAUGUAGAGUACAAUAAAUUGAUUAUAAAAACGACCAACAGCACAGUAUCAAUUCGUUUUAGAAAAAAGAGCUAUGAUUCUCAUCGUAAUGUUUUCAUUAUUAGAUAUUACAGUGUUCCUAAAUAUGACUACGGGUGUACUGGACAGACGGAUAGCAAAACUUUAACAGCAUACAGAGGUCGCUCACAAGUGGUAAAUGUUAUAGGGACAAGCGGUAAAAUUUGCUCCUGGAAUAUAGAAGCUGAAAAUCCUUCUGAUGUGAUCAUAUAUGAGCUUCUGUCAUAUGCAACAAAAACAUAUAACUGUUAUUUAAGACUUCGCAUCACUGAAGAGAAUAAUCAAGUCAACGAUUCUUUGUGGCCAUUCACUUGUAUUGAGAAAUCAGUAAAAUAUUAUCGUUCAUCAACUGGUAAAAUUAAAAUAGAUAUUGUAGACAAGUCCCAAUAUUAUGAACAUUAUGGAGGCUUGUCAUUCAGUUUCUACAGUAUACCACGAGACGUAUUGGUUGAUACCGUGAUGGUUAUCACUUCUAUUCCAUCUUAUAUCUGGAUUCCAGGUUUAUCAAGUCAGACAAGGAAAGAUGUCAUCCAAUCGGCCAUUCUAAAAUCCGGCUUUUCCCAAAAGUGUGUUCAAAUUAAAGGAUUAAUGACGAAUCUGUCCGGAGUUGAAAAUCUUUAUGAUUAUAUAAAUGUAUAUGAUGGUUAUAAUGAUUAUGUGAAUAAAAUAGAUGCUGCCUGUGGAAUGAAGUUUGAUUCAGUGUCAGGAAGUGGUACCUCCAUACUCAUCAAGAUGAGACCAAAUAAUAUAAAUGCUGGAAUAUGGAUAAAAGCAGAAGCGACAGCCACAUGUGUACUUAAUAGUAACCUAAAAGAUUUAACUGUUGGGAAUAUAGCUAAAGUGAUUGAAAGUCCAGGAUAUCCCCAGCAUUUUGUUUGUCAUCAAUCUCUGUAUUGGCAAAUUAGAACUGAAAGUGACAACAAAGUGAUUUCUUUAAGCACGGAUCCCCAUUUAAUCACCAACACAAACUGUAUAAAUCGGCUUCAGAUAUAUGAUGGGUCAGAUAGCCGUGGUGAUGUCAUAUCUAGCUGGUGUUUAGGAACGAAGGAGAGUUAUGUAUCAACUGGUAAUGUUAUGUAUUUAACCCUCCAGUCACACAACACUAUCCCACCUUUCAAACUAUUAGUAUCACAGAGAAAUAAAGUUGAAUGUUCCGAGGGAAGUAGACUUGCCACGACAGCUUUCCAGUAUAUAACUUCACCAUUCUAUCCUGGCCAUUAUCCAAAUUCCAUGUACUGUAAAUGGUAUAUAUCAGCAGAUUCACAGUAUAGGAUCCAGAUAAAAAUAAAUCAUCUGGAUCUAACCAAUACCGUUUUUACAUGUGAUGAUUAUCUGAGGAUUAGUGAUGCUGUACCCACAUCUAGCAAGAUAUGCGCUAACAGCACUGGUGCUGGGCUUUCAUACAUUACUAAAUAUGACUGGUUAACAAUAGAAUUUAAUAGUAAUGGUAGCCAUGCAGCAAAGGGUUUCAACAUCAGCUAUAAAACGUUUCAGAGUGGUGGAGAUUGUAAUCAGGAUUUUAUUGUGGAUCUGUCACCUAGAUACCUUAACUCUACAAACUAUCCCAGCAUGUAUAAACGAGGAUUUGAAUGCGUUUACAGAUUGAAUAAAGAUAUAUAUUUUGGUACUGAUUACAGCAUCGCUGUCUCUGUGGUAGCUUGUGAUCUACCACCAAGAAUAUACCAACAAUGUAUAAGAGACUACGUUAACGUCUACGAUGGUUCUGUUAAAAAUAAUCAAGACAAAGUUGGAACAUUUUGUGGUGAUGAAGAUAAGUUCACUGUGACAGCCAAGUCGAGGAGUGUUUUGAUCGAUUUUGUAACUUCUGGAAUAAUUUUGGGACAUUACAAAGGAUUUCAAAUAAAGUAUAUGCUUGAGAGAACUACUAAUACUGGAAAUAGUGGUACAUGUUCGGUAGGACGACCAUUGGAACUACCAGCUUCUUCAAUUGCUAAAUAUUUUACUUCACCAAAUUAUCCCGAUAAAUAUAGAAAUGAUCAGUACUGUCAGUGGCGUAUAACUUCCGAUUAUAAAACUAUUGUAUUUCAAGUGAUUGAUUCCGAUUUAGGACCUAAACCUAUCUAUGAUAAUGAAGAUAACGUCAAGGUCUAUGACGGUAAUGAUAGAUAUGGCGACCUUUUGGGUAAACUAUACAGUACACAUGCACCAACAUACCUUAGCUCUGGUUCCAAUCUUUAUAUUGAAUUUACCUCCAAUUCCAAUGGUGUUUAUAAAGGGUUUAAAGUGAAAUAUUACACAAUGUCAUAUAGUGUGCCAGAGGGAAGCCAAUCAUCAGAUACAUCAUACGGAGUUAUGGCUGGAGUAAUCAGCAGCAUUACAUUGUUGUGCAUCUUUAUAUGUGUAUGCCUAUGUCGUUUCUGUAUGAAAAGAAAAACCCCUCCACCGAGACAGUCACGAUCAAACAGCCAAAGGGUCGUUUUUAACACUUCUAAUAGUACCGUAUUUGUUGUUCCACCAGUUUAUGAUGCAAAUAAUACGUCAUCACCCCCACCAUACUCCGGGGUGUCUAGUCCUGAAUAUAAUAUCACAGCACCUUACUAUCCUGGAAACAUACCCUCAGUACCACCACCAGCUUAUUCCGAAUUACCAGCCUAUGAAGAUUCAGCCAAGUAUGAAAUACAUGAAACUAGAAGCCACCCAGAGCCAAAUCCGGUACCAGAACAACCACAACGGCAAAUAUCAAGAGAUGACUUGAGAAUUCGAAGAAAUCCACAACAGUUCCAUGUACGAAGGCGUAACAAUUCAACCCAAUCCAUAGACAGUCAAGAAGACUUAGCUUUAGUAGACGAAAGGGAAGUGACAGGCAUUGACAAUACAAUCAAUCACCGAAAUUAUUCCAUUCCACUAUAACUUAACAUUUCGCCAAGUUUUAUAUAAAUUUUUAAAUUAAAACAUAUUUCCCUUGAUUAUAUAAUCGAAAAUCCUUUAAAUCCAAAGAUGUGUUUUUAUGUAGAAAAUUUAUAUUAAAUAUUAUAUUAAAUACACUUAUUUGCAUAAUAGUUAACAUUUAAAUGUAAUUAUUCUGUUAGGGUUGCAUGUGUAAAUAUUUCACCACCCGACGAUUUCAGAAUUUGUAGGUCUGCUUUCAGAAACAUACCUAUGUCUCUGUUAAAUGCCCUAUACAUUAACAAACUGCAUUAUAUGAUGGAUUUUAUUCCAGCAUAACUAUUUGACUUUAUCAAAAACAAAAUUGUUGACUACACCUAUAUAUUUGCAUAAUCGUGAGGGCGUAAAUGUAAUUUUGAAAGGAAGCACAUGUUUAAAUACUUUCAGAAUUAGUAGGUCGGCUUUCUACAUUAUAGAAAACUGCCUAUUUAUCUAUUAAAUGUCCCCGUACUUGCAUACAUUAAUAAACUACAUUACAGAUACAUGUAUAUGUAAGAUUGUAUUCCCGUAUAAUAUUUUAUUUUAUUCCCGUAUGAAUAUUUGACCUUUAUCAAACAGAAACGAACUAAUGUAGAUCAACAGUAAACAUUAUUGGAGUUAGUACCAGAAUUUACAGGAAUCAUUUACGUUUUAUAGUAACUAAUGUAGAGUGAUCUGUUUCCCAAGAAAACCAUGCAUUAUUCUGUCGAUCGACUGGAAUGAAAAUUAUUUAUUAUGUUAGGUUUAUUUUGUUAACGCCAAUAAAACAUUAAAACCAAGCUCUAUAUAAAUGAUCAGUGCAGUGAACCUCUCCUAUAAAAUGAUUAUUUAUUACACAUGGUUCUAAUAACUUGUUAUAAUUGUGUCAUGUGUUAUUCUAAAUAAUGACAGGUAAGGAUCAUAUUAUAACUGUCUCGUACUUAGUUUCAACAUGACUCUUAGUACAAACAUCAUGGUGUGUAAUCUUUUAUAAUUUCUGUAGACAGCUAUUCUCGACACAAAUCAACACAUUAAAUUGAAUCAAAUAGAUACUUAUAUAUAUUGUUAACCCAAGUCAUAGAAGUCGUGUCCUUUUUACAUUUUAUGUGCAUUGAUUUUUUCCCCAAAUCAACCAAUGAAGUUGACUCUUGAUGGAAUAAUGUAAUCAUUUUCACAACGUGUCUUCUUGGGAGUUUUAAUUUUUGGACUUUUAUAGAUUCAAGACCCAACAUUUGUGUGUUAAUAGUUCAGUUUAUUUACGAACUAUUUGUGAUUGUUUUGUCUUGUUAUUUUGUUCACAUUAUGUUCCAUGUUUCAUCAUUAGUCUAACAGCCUUUGUACAUUAUAGUUUGCUAAGUAUUAACAAAUAAAAACAAUAAUAUAAAGUUAACUUACUAUGUAAAUAUAAACAUGUUAUAUGACUCGUAUAUAUUUUUGAUAAUUAAAAAAAGUG
Patella vulgata (common limpet) is the source of this 5295-nucleotide messenger RNA. RefSeq names its product deleted in malignant brain tumors 1 protein. Lineage: Eukaryota; Metazoa; Mollusca; Gastropoda; Patellidae. The transcript has 28 exons. The coding region runs from base 183 to 3848 and encodes 1221 amino acids. The record is from RefSeq and is a predicted model, not a curated record.